This is a messenger RNA of Rhizophagus irregularis DAOM 181602=DAOM 197198, 2748 nucleotides long. RefSeq lists its product as uncharacterized. Lineage: Eukaryota; Fungi; Glomeromycota; Glomeromycetes; Glomerales; Glomeraceae. The record is from RefSeq and is a predicted model, not a curated record.
AUGGCGUUGACAGUUAACAAUGACUCACGAAUCGUUUCAAACGAAAAUAAUAUUAUCAUAGAAUCCUCAAAUAGUAAUAGUAACAAUUUACAAGUAUCUUUAACAGAUAACUUAAAGAUAACGUCAAGAUUUUAUCAAAGAAAUCUAAUUAAUUAUUUAAGAGAAUGUUUAAAUUCAUUAAGUGAUAUAAUUGAAAAUAAUUCAUUUUUUUAUGAUUCUCGAGCUGAAGAAUUUCAAAAAGAAAUUAAAAGAUUAAAAAAUAAAAUAUCAGAUAGAGAAAAAAAUGGGAAUUUAUUGAAUUUAAAUGUUUGUCUUAUUGGUAAUACUGGUUCUGGAAAAUCAUCACUUAUAAAUGCGUUAAUUAAUCAUCAAAUAAUGCCAACAGAUGGAUCUGGCGAAGCAUGCACAACAUUUCUCUGGAAGAUAUUUUAUAAUGAUAAUAAUACGUUAGAUAAUGAAUUUAUAGCUGAAGUUUAUGUUAAAAGCUUUGAAGAAUAUCAAGGAGAAGUCAAACGAGCAUUUGAAUUAUUAAGUGAACCAUAUAAUGAAAAACAAGAAAUUAAUUCUCAAAUUUUAUCAAAAAGGAAUGAAGCUGAGAAAUUACUUGAAACAUUAUUUGGUCCAAAGAUGCCAAACGACAAAAAUAAUAAAGAAAUUGAAUUUGGACCAAAAAGGGUGACCAAAGAAAUGGCAAUGACAGAUAGAUUUAUACAAGAACAUCUUAAAAUUCAAAUUCAUGAAAUAGCUAGAUCUAAUGUUAAAGGUUUUGUGAAAUCAUUAAAAAAAUUUCUUGUACCAAAAAGAAGUGAUGAAAGAAGGUCAUUACCUACAUUUAGUGGGGAUUCUAAUAAUAUACCAUAUUGGCCUUUUGUUAAAGAGAUUCAUAUUCAAGGGCCUUUUGAAGUAUUGAAAAAUGGUGUAGUAUUGGUUGAUGUGCCCGGUAAUGGAGAUGUUAAUGAAGUUAGAAAUCAAAUUGCCAAAAAUGUUUUAGAUAUUACGGAUCAUAUUUGGAUAGUUAGUGAUAUCAAAAGAGCUAUGAGUGAAAAAAAUACCACUAAUAUUCUUAGUGAAAGCCUUCGUGAUCAGCUUAAAAUGACUGGAAAAUAUUUAUCGCGAACUUUUAUUUGUACAAAUUCCGAUAAUAUAACUCUUGAUGAUUCCGAUGAUUCAGAUUUAGAUGAUGAAUUAACAAAAGAGGAAGCAAAAUUAAAAAAAGAUAUCAAAAUUAUUGAGAAUGAAAUUAUAGAAUUGAAUGAUGAUAGUAAUGUUAGAAAAAACAUUUCAGUAACAAGAGAAAAAGUUAAUAAAUUAGAAAGAGAAUCCGAAGGAAAGAAAAAACGAUUGAAAGAAAUUUCAAUGAUUUUAUCAAAACAAGCAACCGCUCGCGCUGCUAAUCUGCGUAACGACAAUGUUAAAAAGAAAAUUCUUAAAUUUGAAUCACAAUCUCAACAAAAGAAUUUAGAAUUCGUGGAAUAUGACACGAGCGCUCGUGAUUUGCAAGUUUUUACUGUUAGUUCAGUAGAAUAUAUGAAACUUAAAAACAUUAUGCGGAACGAUGAAAGAAGUCUUUUUCAAAGUGAAGAAGAUACAGAGAUUCCAAAACUGAUCAAUCAUUUAAAAGAAAUUAGCAAAAUCAAUAUUUUAAAUAAGAUAGAUAAUAUCAUUAAACAUAUAAAAGCAUUAAUAGAAUCAAUGCUAAGAUACACAGAUGAUAAUAUUUUAUUAGAAACACCUGAAAAAAGAAAGCAAGCAAAAGACAAAUUUAUUAAUGAAAGAGUCGAUUUAAUACAUAAUUAUAGACAUAUAGUAGAAAAUAUUAUCAAAGAAUAUUCAAAUGAAAUUGAUAAAUAUAUCAUACAAAGAAUGAAUGUUGUUGGUAAAAUUGAAGCUGAGAACAAAUGUACCACUAUUGUUACUAAUUAUGGGAAUUAUCUUCAUCAUAAAAUUUGGAAAGCUACUGUAAAAAGAAAUGGAUAUUAUAUUGAUAGUAACGGUGUACUUCACAAUUUCAAUGAAGAUUUGUUAUACCCAAUUGUAAAAUCUGUAACAAAUAACUGGUUUAUAGUAUUUAGUGAAAUGCCAAAGAGAUUAGUAGAACGACUUGAAACUCAAGUUGAUGAAGUAAUAAUAAAUUGUUUCAAUGCUAUUGAUGAAGAAAUUUUAGAAAUAUCACCAAAUAAAAAAAAAUAUAUCGAAAAAUUUCAAGCUGAAAUUAAGGAAAACAAAGAAUUGAAUAUGAAUACUGUUAAAGAAAAGAUCUUGAGUAAAAUCAAAGAAGUACAAAAUGAAUUACAAAAUGAAUUACAGAAUUCCAUGAAAGAAUCUAUGAAAGAUGCAUAUUCAAAUGCUAUAUUAGAAUCUGAUUGGCAAUCAAUGAAAUCAAAUUUAAGUAAUUAUGUUGCAACCAAUAAAUCGAAAAUAUUUGAAGAUACUAUAAAUGGAUUUAAGGAACAAAUUUUGAUAUCAAUUGAUAAUAUACAAGAAUAUAUUAUUGGUACUGUAUUUAUUACAUUAAAUGAAAAUAUUGAAAGUGAUUAUGCAUGUUUUUGGGAGAUUAGUAGACAAUCUAAUGUUAUAUCAGAAAGAAAGAAUAAUUUUAUUACAUUUGUUGAUGAAAUUGUUGGUAAAUUAAAUUUAAUUCAACAAAAUUUAAAAGAACAAUUAUCAAAAAAGGAAAAGAAUAGUGAAGAAGUUGCUUUCGUUAAAGGAAAAUCAAAGAGACAAGAAGUGAAAGUAGAAAAUUAUUGA